Talaromyces atroroseus is the source of this 699-nucleotide messenger RNA. RefSeq lists its product as hypothetical. The record is from RefSeq and is a predicted model, not a curated record. Bases 1 to 699 code for a protein of 232 amino acids. The transcript has a single exon. NCBI's taxonomy places the organism in Eukaryota, Fungi, Ascomycota, Eurotiomycetes, Eurotiales, Trichocomaceae.
AUGGCAAAAUCAUUCCACUUCCUCUAUUGGCCACGAGACCUUGAAGAACGUGUUCUAGAGUUGCUAGAGUUGAGGAAGAAAGCCGGCUUACUCCUCGACAACGAGCAACGUCCAUUGAUCAUCUGGGAGCCGGCGCCGCUCUCUUGCAAUAAGAAGCAACUGUCCUCCCUCUUUUCCGCUCUGAAAGUCGUGGAUGUAUGUUCUCCAAACCAUCUAGAGCUCUUGAGGCUUUUUGGAGAGCAGCCUUCAAGUCCUUUCAGUAGGGCGCAGGUGGAAGAUCUCGCCAGGAGAAUCUUUGACUCCGGCGUGGGACCAAGACGAACUGGAACUGUCGUUAUAAGAGCGGGUGAACAUGGUGCCAUGACUCUGAAUCCCCAUGAUGGUAUUUGCCAUUGGAUACCUCCAUAUUAUGGUUCAUCUCUGUCCCCGGCUGAGGGUGAAUCGCAGUCUUCCGGAGUUGUUGAUGCGACGGGUGCCGGCAAUGCCUUUCUGGGCGCAUACGCCAUAGGAUAUUUGAAAACAGGGGAUAUAAAGGAAGCAGCAUGCUAUGGAUCUGUGGCAGCAUCAUUUGUUUUGGAGCAGAGAGGUAUGCCGCGAAGAAAGGCAACAGACGGCCAAGAAAAGUGGAAUGAUAGCGAUGUUCAUGACAGGUUAAACACGUACUUGGAGCAGGUCUUCAUGUCUACUCAUCGUCGCUAA